AUGGUUCAAUUAGAAAAGGUACCAAUAUUGGGUAAGGCAAUUAUCCAUGUUGGUCACAACAUUCAUAAGCAUAUGGUUGAAACGAUCAUCUCAAACUGCAAAUCCUCGACGUAUGUUUUAAUCAAUGAUACUAACAUUUUAAAAGUUCCUUAUUAUAAGGAAUUUGUCAACUCUUUUGAAAAAAGUUUACCACCAGCUUCUCGUUUAUUAAGAUACGUCAUUAAACCAGGGGAAUCAAGUAAAAAUAGAAAAACCAAAGCAGAAAUUGAAGAUUACAUGUUAACUAAAGGAUGUACCAGAGAUACUGUUGUAAUUGCUCUUGGUGGUGGUGUGGUUGGUGAUAUGAUUGGAUUUGUUGCAGCUACUUUUAUGAGAGGUGUGCGUGUUGUUCAAAUCCCAACGUCUUUGCUUUCAAUGGUUGAUUCUUCAAUUGGUGGGAAAACCGCUAUUGAUACUCCGUUAGGGAAGAAUUUCAUCGGUAGCUUUUGGCAACCACAAUUUGUAUUAAUUGAUAUUAAAUGGUUGGAAACUUUGCCAAAAAGAGAAUUCAUUAAUGGUAUGGCUGAGGUUAUAAAGACCGCCUGUAUUUGGAAUGCUGAUGAAUUCACAAGGUUAGAAGAAAACGCUUCUUUGUUUUUAAAUAUUGUUAACAAUUCUAAAAUGACUAAAAAUUCCGAUGGUGAUGAUAUUACAUUCACGGAUAUUAAUUCUAUGUUAGAACAUACUUAUAAGUUAGUUUUGGAAAGUGUCAAAGUCAAAGCUGACGUUGUUUCUUCUGAUGAACGUGAAUCUAGCUUAAGAAACCUACUAAAUUUUGGCCAUACAAUUGGUCAUGCUUAUGAGGCUAUUUUAACUCCUCAAGCCUUGCAUGGUGAAUGUGUGUCAAUUGGUAUGGUUAAGGAGGCUGAAUUGUCUCGCUAUUUAGGUAUCUUGUCACCAACUCAAGUUUCUCGUUUGGUAAAAAUCCUAGUAGCAUAUGGUUUACCCGUUUCUCCUAAGGAACCUUGGUUUAAACAAUUAACUCUAAACAAAUCAACUCCUCUAGAUACUUUAUUAGCUAAAAUGAGUAUUGAUAAGAAAAAUGACGGCUCAAAGAAAAAGUCAGUUCUUUUAGAGAAUAUUGGUAAAUGUUACGGUACUUCAGCUCAUGUUGUUUCUGAUGAAGACUUGAGAUUUGUUUUAACUGAUGAAACCUUAGUUUAUCCAUUCAGUAAUAUCAAAGAAACUCAAGAAAAGAUUAUUACUCCACCAGGCUCUAAGUCAAUAUCGAAUCGUGCUUUAAUAUUGGCUGCAUUAGGUGAAGGUUCUUGUAAAAUUAAAAAUUUGCUACAUUCUGAUGAUACAAAGCAUAUGUUAAACGCAAUUCAGGAAUUAAAAGGAGCUAAGAUUACUUGGGAAGAUAACGGUGAUACCGUUGUUUUAGAAGGUCACGGCGGUAAAACUUUAACUGCUUCAGAAAAUCCUUUGUAUUUGGGUAAUGCUGGUACUGCAUCAAGAUUUUUGACUUCUCUUGCUGCUUUAGUUAACUCUUCAUCCACUCAAGACUAUAUUGUAUUAACUGGUAAUGCUAGAAUGCAACAAAGACCUAUUGGUCCAUUAGUGGAUUCAUUACGUACAAACGGUACUAAGAUUGAUUAUUUGAAAGAUGACGGAUGCUUGCCUCUAAAAAUUUAUACAGACACUAAACUAAGGGGUGGGAAAAUUGAAUUAGCUGCGACAGUCUCCUCUCAAUAUGUAUCUUCUAUAUUAAUGUGUGCUCCAUAUGCAGAAGAGCCAGUAACUUUGUCUUUAGUUGGUGGUAAACCAAUCUCCAAAUUAUAUGUUGAUAUGACCAUAAAGAUGAUGGAAAAAUUUGGUAUUAAAGUAGAAACUUCCAAAACAGAGCCUUAUACCUACCAUAUUCCUAAAGGUAAUUAUGUUAAUCCAACAGAAUAUGUUAUCGAAAGUGAUGCCUCAAGUGCAACCUAUCCAUUAGCAUUUGCUGCUAUGACCGGUACCACAGUGACUAUUCCAAAUAUCGGAUAUGAAUCUUUACAAGGUGAUGCUAGAUUCGCAACUGACGUUUUGAGACCAAUGGGAUGUAAAGUAGAACAGACCGCUUCUUCCACAACAGUCACUGGUCCUUCUAAAGCUAAAUUGACUCCUUUGAAACAUAUAGAUAUGGAACCAAUGACUGAUGCAUUUUUAACUGCUUGUGUUGUUGCUGCAAUUGCAAAUGAUCAAAACAACCCUACAUCUAGAAAUACCACAACUAUUGAAGGUAUUGCUAACCAAAGGGUGAAAGAAUGUAAUAGAAUCGAGGCUAUGGCUACUCAACUGGCAAAAUUUGGCGUUGAAACUGAUGAACUUCCAGAUGGUAUCCGCGUUCAUGGUUUAAAAACUAUCGAUGAUCUGAAAGUCCCUUCAGAUGAUAAUGGACCUGUUGGUGUUUGUACUUAUGAUGAUCAUCGUGUUGCAAUGAGUUUCUCUUUAUUAGCUGGUAUGGUUAACUCAAGCAAGAAACUUAAUGAUGAAAAUGUAAAUCCAGUCAGAAUAUUAGAAAGAAGUUGUACUGGUAAAACUUGGCCAGGCUGGUGGGAUGUAUUACAUACUGAAUUAGGUGCUAAGCUCGAUGGUGCUGAGCCAUUAUCUUUCACACAUGGUACAAGCCGGAAAAGUGUUGUUUUAAUCGGUAUGAGAGCAGCAGGUAAGACUACAAUUAGUAAAUGGUGUUCAGCAGCAUUAGGGUAUAAACUAAUUGAUAUGGACGAUUAUUUUGAAGAGCAAUGGGGCAAAGGAUCUGUAAAAGAAUUUGUCGCUGAAAAUGGAUGGGAAGAAUUUAGGAGAUUGGAAACCCAAUACUUCAAAGAAGUUAUUGAAAAAUACGGUGAUUCCGGUUAUGUCUUUUCGACAGGUGGUGGUAUUGUUGAGAGUGGUGAAGCUCGAAAAAUUAUGAAUGAGUUUACAGCCUCAGGUGGCUUUGUCUUACACUUGCAUAGAGAUAUUGAAGAAACCAUUGUGUUCCUAAAUAGUGAUCCUACAAGACCAGCUUAUGUCGAAGAAAUUAGGGAGGUCUGGAACAGAAGAGAGAGUUGGUACGAAUUAUACUCUAACUAUACCUUCUUUGCUCCUCAUUGUGCUAAUGAAAUCGAAUUCCAAAAUUUAAGAAGAGCUUUUCAGUGUUACAUAACUCGUAUUACAGGUGUAUCCAAGGUGCAGCUACCAACCAAAAGAUCUUCCUUUGUUUGUCUAACUUUCAACGAUUUAACUAAAGAAGUUGACAACUUGCGUGCUAUUACUUAUGGCUGUGAUGCUGUAGAGGUAAGGGUUGACCAUUUAUCCGAUUUGAAUUGUGCUAAUGUAAGUAAACAAAUUUCAAUUUUACGUACUUCAACAGAUAGCCUACCAAUAAUAUUCACUGUUAGAACAGAAGAGCAGGGUGGUAAAUUCCCAAAUAAAGAAAUUAAACUAUUGAAAAAGCUAUUUUUACUUGCCUUGAAAGCAGGUGUAGAAUUUAUUGACAUUGAGUUAACAUUACCAACCAGUGUUCAAUAUAUGGUUCUAAACAGCAAAGGUAAAACCAGAGUCAUUGGCUCGCACCAUGAUUUCAACGGAUCAUAUGGUUGGGAAGAACCUGAAUGGGAGAAUAGAUACAAUCAAGCUUUGGCAAUGGAUGUUGAUAUUAUUAAAUUUGUCGGUUCGGCUAAAAAAUUCAGUGAUAAUUUAGCAUUAGAAAGAUUCAGAGAAAAUCAUACAUCUAAACCAUUGAUUGCUGUCAAUAUGUCUGCUUUGGGUAAAAUUUCCAGGGUUUUAAAUCCAUUUAUGACUCCAAUUACAAGUGAAUUAUUACCAGGUGUUGCUGCUCCCGGUCAGUUAUCUCUAUCUGAAAUAAAUAAAAUUUAUACUACAAUUGGUGGAUUUACUGAAAAGAAGUUAUACGUUGUUGGUUCCCCAAUUAGUCACUCAAGAUCUCCCAUCUUACAUAAUACUGGUUAUAAUAUUUUGGGCUUGCCAUACAAAUUUGACAAAUUUGAAACUGAUAAUGUUGCUAGAGUUAAAGAAGCAUUAUUAGAUGGUGAACCUCAAUUAGGCGGUUUGGCUGUUACUAUUCCAUUAAAGUUGGACAUAAUGCAAUAUAUGUCAGAAUUAACCGAUGCUGCUAAAAUCAUAGGUGCCGUAAACACUGUUAUUCCAUUAGGUAAUGGAAAAUUUAAAGGGGAUAACACUGAUUGGCUUGGUAUUGUCAAUUCAUUGAUUGGUAAUGGUGUACCAGAAAAAUUGAGCAAUACUUGUGGAUUAAUUGUUGGUGCAGGUGGUACUUCAAGAGCAGCAGUCUACGCUUUGAAACAACUAGGUUGUUCCAAAAUAUAUAUGAUCAAUAGGACUACAACUAAAUUACAUGAACUAAAAAAGCAAUUUCCUGAAGAAUAUAACAUUAUUAUUCCCGAAACUGUUGAUGAUGUAGAGAAGAUUAAAGAAUCUGUUUCAAUUGCUGUAAGCUGUGUUCCGGCAGAUAAGUCUCUAGAUUCUGAACUACUAAGUAAAUUGGAAAGAUUUUUGAAUAAAAAACCUAGAGUUUCAUAUGUUCCAACUUUAUUAGAAGCGGCUUAUAAGCCUGUACAGACACCUGUUAUGAAAUUAGCACAUGAGAAAUAUCAAUGGGUUACAAUUCCAGGCUCUCAGUUACUAGUCUAUCAAGGUGUUGCCCAAUUUGAACAAUGGACAGGCUUUAAAGCUCCUUUCAAGGCUAUUUUUGAUGCCGUCACCAGAGAUUGA
Henningerozyma blattae CBS 6284 is the source of this 4755-nucleotide messenger RNA. It is a transcript of the gene ARO1, whose product is annotated as pentafunctional protein ARO1p. The record is from RefSeq and is a predicted model, not a curated record. Gene Ontology annotation, molecular function: shikimate 3-dehydrogenase (NADP+) activity; 3-dehydroquinate dehydratase activity; 3-dehydroquinate synthase activity. Gene Ontology annotation, biological process: chorismate biosynthetic process; aromatic amino acid biosynthetic process. Gene Ontology annotation, cellular component: cytoplasm. The transcript has a single exon. Lineage: Eukaryota; Fungi; Ascomycota; Saccharomycetes; Saccharomycetales; Saccharomycetaceae. Bases 1 to 4755 code for a protein of 1584 amino acids.